AAAAUUCUAUCUCUGUAGAUGUUAGUUUUACAAACAAAAACAAGUACUCGCCUUCUCCCGAUGUGCCUCUCCAUCCUUUCUCUGAAGCUGUGGCUGUCAAGUAGCGCGGCACCAAAGCUAAACGCGGUUGUGCAACUUGAACCAAACCCAGUCAAAGCGAACGAGAGAUACAACAAUCAUGUGAGAAGAAGGCAAAGGCAGAUCAGCGACAGACCCACUUGAGUGCUGAACAACUCCUGAAAUUCUUGGUUGAAGAGCAAGGUGAGCAAGGAGCCACACUGAGUGAGUGUGAGAGUAUAGUUCAGCAAGUUCUUGAUAAGAGGCAUCACAUUGCUAGGUUCACAAGACAUUCUUUGAGUCUUGAUGACUUUCAUCAUUUUCUGUUUUCAACUGAUCUUAAUCCACCCAUGUUGUCUAAGGUCAAUCACGACAUGACUGCACCACUGUCACAUUAUUUCAUAUACACCGGACAUAAUUCGUACUUGACCAGGAAUCAGCUCAAUAGUGAUUGCAGUAAUGUUCCAAUCAUAGAAGCACUUAAAAGAGGUGUGCGAGUUAUAGAACUUGAUUUAUGGCCAGACUCAAACUCACGCAAGGGUGCUAUACAAGUUAAACAUGGAGGAGGAUUGAAGAAAUUUGGAAUGCUAGCAGUUGCAUUGGGGAUCGCUGGUGAUACAGCCGUGUUUUACGAAGUUAGAAUUGUGGGUGCAGAGUCCCUUAUUCAUUCGUCAUCUUCAGUGUACAACAUGGCAAUGGUGGAUGAGGCCGUGUCGUAUCAAAACUUGGCAAGCCUUAACAGUACAAAGAUGGACCGGAAGAUUUUGAUCCGUGUAACCAGACUGUGGUUGUCUAUAUCUGUUGAAGAUGAAUCUUUUGAUGGAGCCAAUCUUAUUUUUCUUGAUUGAAGGUGCUAACAUUGAACCUGAGAGGUGAAUGCUGGCUAGAUCUUUAGGACUACAGUCCAACAAAAUUAUUUUUUGGUUCCAGAACAGGAGGUCUUGGUUGAAGACUAAGCAACUACAGGGAGACUAUAAUAUUCUCACAAGACAUGUAUAUUUUGAAUUAGAAUUUAUGCAAAUCAAAAAUUGUUAUCUAUAAUAAAUGGUGAGCAUCUAAAAUACUUGUACAAUAUUAUAUUAAUUUAUUUAUUUGUCAAAA
This is a messenger RNA of Daucus carota subsp. sativus, 1158 nucleotides long. RefSeq names its product phosphoinositide phospholipase C 3. Gene Ontology annotation, molecular function: phosphatidylinositol-4,5-bisphosphate phospholipase C activity. Lineage: Eukaryota; Viridiplantae; Streptophyta; Magnoliopsida; Apiales; Apiaceae. Gene Ontology annotation, biological process: lipid metabolic process; phosphatidylinositol-mediated signaling; release of sequestered calcium ion into cytosol. The coding region runs from base 408 to 905 and encodes 165 amino acids. The transcript is spliced from 5 exons. The record is from RefSeq and is a predicted model, not a curated record.